AUGUGGCGUCCCGCAACCCGAGUGACCGGAACGAACGACGUGAGUGUUUGGGCGCGAAACCGUGCUGACAACCAGGUUCCUCUGGCCAACAAGCGCCGCUUUGGGCUUCCUGAGGAGGCUCCCGCAUCUUCGGCCCCGUCCGGCGGAAGCGGCUACGGCAAGCCUCCCGGUGACAUCCAGUUCUUCAACGGAAGGAUCGACCGCGACCGCGACCACCGGGACGACCGCCGCCGGGACGACAGGCGAGACGACCGACGCGGUGGCGAUGACCGUCGCGACGACCGGUACGGCCACAGCCGCCACGAUGACCGACGCGACCACCGCGGCGGGCGAGACGACCGGGACAGCAGGAGGAGCCGAUGGGACGAAGAUAGGACCCGUGGACGCGAGCCUGGACCGGAUGACAACCAGCCCCGCAAGCGCCGGUCUCGUUGGGGUGACGCCAACGAGCGUGUUGACGUCUCCGGUCUUCCGACCAACAUCAUGGGCCGAGUAAACCAGAGCGAACUCGACAACUAUGCGAUCCACGUCCGUCUCGAGGAGAUUGCGCGCAAGCUGCGAACGGGCGAUGUUGUUCCUCCCGACGGACAGCGGAGCCCGUCGCCUCCGCCCAAGUUUGACGCGUACGGUCGACGAUCCAACACGCGCGAGGUGCGAUACAGGGAGAAGCUUGAGGACGAGCGCAAGCGCCUGAUUGAUCGUGCGAUGAAGAACGACCCCUCCUUCCGACCUCCCGCCGAGUUCAUGCAGCGCCGCAACGGCCGGCCCAUGGAGAAGGUGUACAUUCCCGUGCACGAGUUCCCCGAGAUCAACUUCUUCGGUCUGCUCGUCGGUCCCCGUGGCAACUCGCUGAAGCGUAUGGAGCGUGAGAGUGGAGCCAAGAUUAGUAUCCGCGGCAAGGGAAGUGUCAAGCACGGCAAGGGACGCCCCGAUGCGUUCUCGCACGACGAGGACGACGAGCUGCACUGUGUCGUGACGGCCGACGACGAGGAGAAGGUGCGCCACUGCAUCAAGCUCAUCAACCAGGUCAUUGAGACUGCGGCCUCGACGCCAGAGGGCCAGAACAACCACAAGCGCGACCAGCUGCGUGAGCUCGCGUCGCUGAACGGAACGCUGCGUGACGACGAAAACCAGCUCUGCCAGAACUGUGGAGAGAAGGGCCACCGCCGAUGGGAGUGCCCGCAGCAGCGGACGUACAGCGCCAACGUCAUCUGUCGCUUGUGCGGCGGCGCGGGACACAUGGCGCGCGACUGCCGCGGACGUGGCGACCCCAGCCUCGCGCAGAACAAGCAGUCGCAGUUCGACAACGAGUACGCCAACCUCAUGGCCGAGCUUGGCGAGUCGUCUGGCGCGGCUGCCCCCGCCCAGGCCGAGGAGCAGAGGAUCCCCCCCUGGCGCAUCCCGGAGAACUGGCAGGGAGGCGGCCGCGACCGCGAGCGCGGAGACAGGCACGACCGCGGCGGCCACGAUGGGUACGGUAACGGAGGCUACGACCAGGGCGGCUACGGCGGCGCCGGCGGGUACGGGUACGACCAGGGCGGCUACGGCCAGGGCGGAUACGACCAGUACCAGCAGGGCGGGUACGGCGACUAUGCCGGCGCGUACCAGCAGGCUGCUUAA
Messenger RNA from Trichosporon asahii var. asahii CBS 2479, 1620 nucleotides. Its product is annotated as splicing factor SF1. The record is from RefSeq and is a predicted model, not a curated record. Gene Ontology annotation, cellular component: nucleus. The transcript has a single exon. The coding region runs from base 1 to 1620 and encodes 539 amino acids. Gene Ontology annotation, biological process: regulation of mRNA splicing, via spliceosome. Lineage: Eukaryota; Fungi; Basidiomycota; Tremellomycetes; Trichosporonales; Trichosporonaceae. Gene Ontology annotation, molecular function: mRNA binding; zinc ion binding.